AUGUCAGACGAUAGCCUUACAGAUGACUCCGAAGAGUUAAUUCAAAUAAAACAUGAGGUGAAACCAUCUUUUCAAUCGACAUUUACACCUUCAUCUGAUUCAUGGGUUGAUAAAUAUUCACCAAAAUCGGUAAAUGAUAUAUGUAUACACCCUAGAAAGCUAGCAGAUGUAAGGAAAGUCCUACUGACAAUGAUAGAGGAGAAUGGAACCAACAGAUGUCCCCGAUUACUCGUCCUCUAUGGCCCAUCUGGAUCUUCCAAAUCCACCACUGUAAAAUUACUUGUCAAUGAAUUGAUCAAUCAUCAGUCCAAUUCACUGUCAUAUAUUGAGUAUCAUGAUCCAACUCAGUUCCCAGAAUUCUUGAAUGAUGCCAAAUACAAAACUGGGGUGAACCUUAGCGCAGUUAUCGUGGAAGAAUAUCCCAAUGUAUUCCACGAGGAGACUCAUCGGAGGUUUCAAGAUGCCAUUUAUGAAUGGAUCCAUACUGAAGAUCAAUCACUCCCACCUCUUGUGAUAUGUGUCACAGAAGUGGAGAUGAAAGAUGAUGAACAUGGGCUUGAGUUUUUCAAUAUCCAUAAUAAUCUUGUAGUUGAUACACUUUUAGGUAAGAGGAUCUCCAACAAUGAAAAUGUCACAACCAUCAAGUUCAAUCCUAUAGCCAUGACAUAUAUCAAAAAGACUUUAACUCUGAUAAUCAGACAUGAGCUGAAGGUGUUCAACAAAAUCCCCAAGCUGGAAGUGGGUCAAUUUAUUGGGAACAUCAGUAAAUGUGGGGAUAUAAGGUCAGCCAUUUCCAACUUGGAAUUCUGGGCUACUUAUCGAGCUAAACAUGGGAUGGAGGCCAAUGAGCUGAUAUUGCAGCUCAGUUCUGGUAAAGAGGUGCAAAUAAACUUAUUCCACGCAAUUGGGAAAAUAGUUUAUGGUAGUGAGAGUAAUGUGGACGACGAAGAAUUUAGUGCCGAUUAUAAAACCGUGGAAGAUGUGUUGCAUAAUUAUGGAUCCAAUAGUUUAUUCCAAUUAUCAUUACUUGAAAAUUAUGGGGUAUUUAAUGGGGGGAAUUUUGGGAUAGAUCAUGCCAGUAAAAUCAUCGACAAUCUUAGUAUUGGGGAUGUAUUGUUUCGAGGAGGAGUGAUCGAGGGAAGAGAUAUAGGGAUUAGAGGUACCAGAACGAAUUUGCGCAAUUUGGGGCAACAUCAUCACCAGCCUCAAGGGAAGAGAGGCCGUGGUGGGGGAGGUGGUGGAGGGCUGUCGGUGAAAUUCCCAAGCCAUUUUAGAAUUAUUCGAGAAUAUAAUCGGAUAAAUUCAGAGGUAAGAGAGUAUCAACGGUAUGUCAAGCUGAGUGUGUCAUUCCAUGAUUUGAACCAAAUUCAUGGGUUUUAUGAGCCUCGAAUUUAUAAUUCAACAAGGUAUAAAAUGAUCCACAAUCCAAACAAGAGGCUCAAUUAUGGAAGAUUAGGAGGGUCAUUUAAACAAAUCCUUCCCAGCGAAGAACUCCCUAUUUUGGAUAACGAAGAGAUGUCAAGGGUACACGAUCAAUAUAGAGAAGAUAUCCAACAAAUGCAAAUGAAGGAAGACAGUGAUGAUGAAGGUGAGUUGAGCGAUCCAAUAGAAGAUUCCGAGAUUGACUCAGAUGAUGAUGAAGGAGUAUUUGACGAUUCAAUUGCCAAUGAAGAUCUCGACAAGAUAUUGUCACAAAAAAGUCAAUUUGACGUUGUUAAUAGUGAUGACGAUUUCCUGUCGGAUGACGAGUUGGAGGACCUCAUAAAGAGAAGAAAGCUUUAA
This is a messenger RNA of [Candida] anglica, 1782 nucleotides long. The record is from the annotation of a GenBank genome assembly. NCBI's taxonomy places the organism in Eukaryota, Fungi, Ascomycota, Pichiomycetes, Serinales, Debaryomycetaceae.